CAGCAGCAUCAGCAAUCACAACAACAAUCGCCUCUAUCAUCGCAACAUAUAACGCAAGGUCAACAAAUGCAAUGUGAUACAAUGGUUGCUUACGAUAAUCAAACUACGGCUCUUGAAGGACCUAUACCACUGCCGGCACCUGCCCAAAAUUAUGAUAAAGCACGUGCCGCUUCAGAUAUCGAUUUAGACUCUAUCUUAUUACACCAAUUUAGCUGUUUGGGCACACGUGAUCAUGAGGAUUUAAUUGAACAAUUCCAUAGUUUAAUGAAUAACCAAAUGAAUAAAGACGCUGGCCGGUUUUUCCUUGAGAUGAGCAACUGGAAUUUACAAACGGCUGUAGGCUGUUACUUGGACUUUUGCAAUGGCCAAACGUUACCAUCGAUGAAAAUUAUACAUCAAUCCCAACCAAAUAACCAACAAAUGGUAUGGCGUCUACAGAAUACGGGUUCGGAAACUUGGCCAAAUGGUUGCUAUUUAAUGUCAACCACUCAGAUGCGUCGAAUUGAAGUGCCAACUAUAAGACCUGGCGAAACGUGCGAAGUAGUCGCUGAUAUAUGCAGCAAUGAGCCAGUGGUUUGGCGAUUAUGUGCCCCACAUGGUGAAUACUUUGGUGACAAUUUAUGCUUGGUGCCGCCUGGUUCUUUCAAUUCACAUGAACUUAAUCAACGUUUAGCUCAACUCGCUGUAACCGAACAAAAUCCCGCCCAGUGUCCUCAAGUUCAUAUUGUGAUAGCUGAACGUAUGGAGUAGAAAUGACGUUAAACUAAAAGAAAUGCUACAAAGAGCAAAAAGAAAAAAAAAAGAGGAAUUUUUAUUGCUGUUAGUGGGCGUGGAGUGCAUGUGUUUGUAUAUGUGUGUGUGUGUGUUUUGUGUCAUCACCAUCAAUUGGUCUUUUAUUCUCUAAAUUUUCAAUCAUUUUCAUUUACAUUAUUUCCUUUUUUUCUUUUUUUAAAAUUUUUAUUGGUUUUGCGAAUUUAUUUUUCCUUAAUUUUUUUAACCAAUUAUGAAUCACCCGGUACAUAAGAUAGCUGUAUGUUUAGCAGUUCUAAUAAAGAAUUUUUAUUCAUAUGCCUAGUUAAUGUGUGCGAGUGUAUCUACCAUAAAAGCUAUAUAUAAUAACUUCUAUACAUAAAUAAAAUUUUAGUAAAAUUAUGAAA
Molecule: messenger RNA, 1157 nt
Organism: Glossina fuscipes
Lineage: Eukaryota; Metazoa; Arthropoda; Insecta; Diptera; Glossinidae
Product: protein ILRUN
Exons: 2
Coding region: 67-750 (227 amino acids)
Molecular function (GO): protein binding
Source: RefSeq, a predicted model, not a curated record